Sinocyclocheilus anshuiensis is the source of this 1683-nucleotide messenger RNA. RefSeq names its product inactive N-acetylated-alpha-linked acidic dipeptidase-like protein 2. The transcript has 10 exons. Bases 1 to 1683 code for a protein of 560 amino acids. NCBI's taxonomy places the organism in Eukaryota, Metazoa, Chordata, Actinopteri, Cypriniformes, Cyprinidae. The record is from RefSeq and is a predicted model, not a curated record.
AUGGCAUAUCGGAAAGUGCGUGCUGGCCACGGUUCUCUCCGUGUACGAGAUCUGGAGAGUGAGGAGCUUCACACAGCUUCCCUGGAACUGGAAUGGGACAUGGAGAAGGAGCUGGAAGAACUGGGUCUGGAUCGCUUCCAGCUGGAGUGUGUGGAGCAUCAACCUGUGAGCAGCUCUUCUGGCGGGGGCAUGGACCCAGACCUGGGACCAAUUCAACCCUCCGUCUCCCCCCACGGACGUUUUGAGCGUCUCCAGGAGGACCCUAAUUACGUUUCUCGUUUUAGCCGGUCGGUACCCAAGGGCCAGAGACGGAAUGGGACCUGCCUCGCCAAAUAUUUGCUAGCAGGGAUGGGAGUGUUUGCUCUGGGGCUGCUGAUUGGACGAUACGCCUUCAGCAAGGAGCAAGUAAAGGUAGAGCCAAGUGCAGACACAGACGUGCUGGAGAAGAUUGUUCAGGGAAUCACAGCAGAGAAGAUACAAGCACUGCAGAGGGACUUUGACAGCUUGUCUGAUCUGACAGAAGAGUCCAAGGUCAGGUACAUUGCUCAGCGGUGGGACGAGCUGGGAUUAAAAGACAUCCAGGUGACCAAUCACACGGCUCUUCUGAGCAAUCCUGGACCAGCCCUCAGCACGAUCAUCGAUAAGAGCGGAAACCAAUGUUACCUGCCUAGCGGAGUGAGGUGUGACCAGCCGUUUGCAUCCAUGACUGACCCCUUUGCCUUUGCAGCCUAUUCGGCUGUGGGAAAUCUAGUGCUCUCUCUUCUGGCAGAGGUGGGGUUCGGUGGCUCUCUUCUCUAUGUGGAUCCCUGUGAUGCCCCAUUUGGAAAUAAAACCUUUGGGGUGACCCUGAACCCAGGUGGGAACCCGUUUUCUGAAGAAAAUGCCAGAAGUGCUGGAAGAGACAGUCGCCACAACUUGACAUCAUUGCUGGUUCAGCCCAUCUCUGCCUCCUUAGCGAAAAUGUUACUCUCUGCCCCCGCCAUGGGGCAGGGAAGACCCUGCAUCCCUAUGGCCAUGCCCUCUGCCUCAGCAAGAAAAAUCAUAAACCUCACCAUUGAAAACCAGGCAUCCUUCAAGACGGUGCACAAUGUUAUUGGAUAUCUCAAAGGCAAGACCAAUCCAGAUCGAUAUGUACUGGUUGGCAGUCGUCAUGGCAGCUGGUACGAGGGUGCGUUGGCAGACUGGGGGAACGGCUCUGCGGUCAUGACUCAGAUCAUCGCCUCUAUGACGGCUCAAACCCGUGCGGGCUGGCAGCCCGACCGCACCAUCGUCUUCUGCUCCUGGGGGGGAACCUCACUGGGCAACAUCGGCUCCUUUGAGUGGGGGAAGGAGAAUGCAGUGGUUCUUCAGAGCAGGGCAGUAGCUUAUGUCAGCCUGCACAGCCCCGUCAGAGCCCCUGGAUCCCUGCAGGCCACAGCAUCACCUUCCCUUCAGCAACUGGCAACUGAAACUCAAAAGGAGAAUGCAGUGGUUCUUCAGAGCAGGGCAGUAGCUUAUGUCAGCCUGCACAGCCCCGUCAGAGCCCCUGGAUCCCUGCAGGCCACAGCAUCACCUUCCCUUCAGCAACUGGCAACUGAAACUCAAAAGAGCCUUCGACGCAAUGAGACACAAGAUGCCCUCAUUAGCAUGCUAAUUGAGUGGAAUACCAUCCAAUCAAAGAUGCACGGGGGCUGUUUGAGGUGA